AACAAAUAUGGACAUUAUGCGAAUGAGUGUUACUCAUCUCAAACAUAGCCGGUUGAUCGAAAGCAUCAGGACCGAUCAAUCGCUAGCACAUUAAAAGCCCAUCAAGGGCAAUCCAAUUAUGCAGAGGAGAAUGGAACCUUAUUUAUGGUUUCAAAGGGAGAAGAAGAGAGUCGAGAUAGUAUGUGGUAUCUUGACACGGGAGCCUCGAAUCACAUGUGUAGAAAACACGAGAUGUUUGUAGAGUUGAAUGAGAUGGAGAAAGGUUAUAUUGCCUUUGGAGACAAUUCUUUGGCCGCCAUCAAAGGAAUAGGUGUUACGGUUAAACCUUCGCCAACUAGAAAUGGAAUUGCAUACGACAGUGUUAUUUCAAAUCUCGUCUCUUUCCAUCAAGGAAGUAGUAGUGAGAACAGUAGAGGUGAAACAAGCUGCACAACUAAAUCAAUUGGAGUUAGUGAUCCUACAUUACAAAUUUAUGAAGUUGGCGAACAAUCAAAUGAUGAUAAUGAAGAGUACUCAGUUGAUAAUAAUAUUACGGCUGCAGCUGCUUCAGAGCCACACGUAAUUACAGAAAUUGAGACGAUUCCAAAUAAUGUAGUCGUUAUUCAAGAUGAAGUACUGCUUAUAGAAGCUACAAUAAUUCAAGAACCAAUUAGUGGAUCUACUUUGAAGAUAGAAAUUUCAAAAAGCAUAGUCUAUGGUGGUUUAACCGAAUUGAUUGCAAGCUUAGGCAUUGUAACAUCUGCAGCAACUACCAAUGCCACCACUGGUAAAUUCUUUCUUAUUAUUCCUUUUCUUUCAAUUCUCUCAAGUUUAUACACUUGUUUUCAUAAUGCAGGGAAAAUUUUAGCUGUUUCACUAGCAAGCCUGAUUACAGGAUUCUUCGUCAUGGCUUAUAAAAUAUCAGAACUUUGGAUUAAAAAUCAUGAAAGUGGAACAGAUGAAGCAGAAGAUCAGGAAAACUCAGAAAGAUAUGAAAAUGUGUUUGGAGAUAGAAAAAAUUAUCGUCUCCAUUUCGGUGUGGCUCUGUUAUCGUUCGUACUUUUUGGGUUGAUGCCUCCUCUUGUUUAUUGCUUCACAUUUUGCAAACCUGAGGACAAGAUUCUGAAGGUUCCAACAGUAACAAUAGUUGUUGUUCUGUGCAUUGCAUUACUUGGUGUUGCUAAAGCUUACAUUGAGAGAAAAACAAAUUGUGUUGAAUUUGUCAAUAUCAUUGGCAAUUGCGUUGUUGAUGCACUUGGGACUUCGGUGCUUACAACUAUUGGAGGCGAAUUAAUUGAGAACUAUAUUGACAAAGCUGGUUGGUUUGACCCAAAUAAAAUACCAACCUUGUUCCAGCCAGGCUUUAGUUUCGAGAAUGGUACAUCGGCAUGGGGAGGCUUUUGAAAUCCACCUAUUAUAAUGUUUUUUUUUUACCACAUAACAUGUGGUAUGAAGAUCGAAUCUUGGACCUUGAGGAUAAUAGUAUAAGUUUUUACCAAUUGAAUUAGGUUUAUUUGUUGCAAUUUUUAGCUAGUAGUUUUUCUUGACCUAUAUGAUUAUGUUUAUAUUUAUGCA
Molecule: messenger RNA, 1554 nt
Organism: Benincasa hispida (wax gourd)
Lineage: Eukaryota; Viridiplantae; Streptophyta; Magnoliopsida; Cucurbitales; Cucurbitaceae
Source: RefSeq, a predicted model, not a curated record